Rubroshorea leprosula is the source of this 877-nucleotide messenger RNA. Lineage: Eukaryota; Viridiplantae; Streptophyta; Magnoliopsida; Malvales; Dipterocarpaceae. The record is from the annotation of a GenBank genome assembly.
GUAUCUUGUGUGCAUAAUUAUAUUUUUAUUUCACUUUUUUACUAAAUAUUUACACCAAUCCUUUUUGGAUUACAGCGGAGCACCCUUCUUUAUGGAUCCAUCUCACAUCAAUAACACAACCACCUAUAACUAAUUUUAGGCAAGUUUUCUUCUAGGGUAGGCACCUACGACUCUUAACACUGCCACCUAUAAGUAAUUUUAGACAAAUUUCUUUUGAAGUGGAUACCUGAAUCCCAAGUAGAACCCGAAAUUUUUUUUAAAGAAUUGGGCUGGAAUGGAGACGACUUUAUGAUUGGGUUGGAUUGAGCCUAGUUUUUUUACAAUGGAAUUUAUAUGAGACGGAGCCCAACCCAGUGGAAUGACAUUUUGAUUUUGCACGUGAUCCUUUUGUUUAGUGGAAAAAGAGAAAUUCUUAUUUGGAGAAGAAAGCAGGAAAGGAGAAGAGGGCAGAGAUGAUAUACAGAAAAUGGAGUCUGCUGACGGGUCCGGUCGCCAUCCUCGGAGGGAUCACGGCAGCUGUCGUCGUCGCUAACUUCCUCUUCGUUGAGAAUGAUCGAUUCCUUAAACCACAGGAGAAGAAACCAGAUACAGCAACAUCAACCAAGUAGAAGAAAGUUGACGGUUGCAUUAACUUUUGUGGGCUCUUUCUUUAUCAAGUAUGUUAUGUUGUGCAAAAACUUGUUUGCAUAAGUAGCAGUUUGAGCAUUGAAUUUGUGUUGUUGAAUAAUGUUGAAUGAUUAACGGGUCUAGGAUGUUUGCUACACCUUUUUACAGUGUCCUUGACAUUGAAUAAGAAAAGAGCUUAAGUUGCAUGAAUUCUUUCUUUGUUUCUGACUUUUUGUUAGGUUUGAGUUUCUAUUAAAUUGCAAUGAAUUCU